CCGCUGCACUUGGCGGUGGAACGGUGGUAGUCAUAGGCUUGUGAGUCUAGCCAGGUUGUGGGAGGACUCCUGCAUCUGCAGUUCGACGCAUCAAAAAUGCCAUCAUCGCCGCAUACUCCCAGACACUCUCGGAACUCGUCCGCCUUCGAUAGCUUCUCAGGCUCGCCCCAAGCCCGAAGGCUCUCCAAGUCAUCGGUGCAAGAACCUUCCACCCCGUUCCGAAACAGCUUCAAUCAGCAGGAUGCAUCCGACUUGGGUGGAAACGGCAUGGGCAACCUAGCUGAUGAGCUUGCCGACGCCUUUUCUGACUCAGGAGACGAAGGCGAAUACACAGAUGGUGAUGCCAACAGUGACAUGUUUGGAGCUGAGGGGCAAGGGCAGGGCAAUGAUCAGAUCGACGAGAUCGAAGAUACCGAGGACACCAACAGUCCUAAAAAGCAAGGAAGUGAUAGGGCAAAGGCUAUGAACCUCACACUUCUCUCACCUCGACGGAAACACCAGCGUCAAACUAGUAAUUACGAUGGGAGUGAAUAUGGCUCGGAAUCCGACCUGGAUUCCCCUGGUAUGCCACCUGGCUUGGUGUCCAAAAUGGAUGCCGUAGAGUCGCUGGCUCGGAGAGGAACAGAGAACUACGGUGGCCCAGCAGACGAUGUUUUCAGGAGAGUGACGAACGCCCUGCGGGAUCUCGGCUCCCAGUCAAGUGUUGAAGCUAGUGCCUCAAGGUUGAUAACGGCACACUCAGCGUUGACCACGCACCUGAAUCACCAAGCUCGCCAGAUCCAUAACCUCUCCUUCUCUUUGCUGUCUCCUCUCGUUGCACCGCCGGACCCAGAGACUAUUGACGACUUGAUACCGUUGCUCUUAAACCUCUCUGAUGCCAUGCCACGGCCUUCAACAUCGGCCUUCAACUCCUUAACAAGCCUUCACACCCUUACAACUGAGCUUGUCCAAAACCUCAAUUAUCUCUCUGACACACUACACAUGUCUCGCCAGACAACGACAAUGGCGACAAGAAGACUGAAGAGUGCAAAGGAGAUUGUGGCUGAGAUGAGGAGGGAAGAGGAGCUUAGGGAGGAGGGCGAGCGAUGGUUGACAAGGGGCAAUUGGGGAGAACGUCUGGAGAAGAGAGAAUGUGCAGGAGUGUGUGGAGAUGUGAUUGGCGGAUUCGAGGAGGUCUGCAAUGGAUGGCGAGAGAGACUGCUCGCGCAAGCAGAGGCCCAAGCAUGAACAAUGGAAUGAGU
Messenger RNA from Fusarium oxysporum Fo47, 1241 nucleotides. RefSeq lists its product as uncharacterized. The record is from RefSeq and is a predicted model, not a curated record. NCBI's taxonomy places the organism in Eukaryota, Fungi, Ascomycota, Sordariomycetes, Hypocreales, Nectriaceae. The transcript is spliced from 2 exons. Bases 97 to 1227 code for a protein of 376 amino acids.